AUGUCUGCCGAGGUGUCUUCCACUGCUCCCAAGCUCGAGCUUGCUCAGCCGGGCAGCGAGCCCGCCCAAACGACUCCCACUACGGAGAUCACGACCACUCAGUCUGCGGAGCAGCAGCCCGCGCAACAAGAAGACAAGACCGCGGCCCCUGCUGCCAAUGCCUCCGCUGCUUCCGCCGCCGACAAGCCCAAGGACCAGGACGCGUCCGAGGAGUCGGCCGACGGCAAGAAGGACGCUGCUGACGCCGCCGACAGCGAGGAGAAGCCGGCGGGCAAGAAGCCCAACCCGCUCAAGAAGGUCUCGACCCUCAUUAAGAACCUGCUCAAGUGCCUGAAGAAGCCCAAGAAGGCGAAGAAGGCUGAGGCCGCUGCCGAGGAGGCUGGCGAGGCUGCUGCCGAGGGCGCUGCCGCUGCCACGACUGACGAGACCCCUGCUGAGACAAAGAAGGAGGAGCAGCCUGCGCCUACUGUCACAACUACCAUCACUACUGGUGCCGCUCAGAACUGA
This is a messenger RNA of Thermochaetoides thermophila DSM 1495, 507 nucleotides long. RefSeq lists its product as uncharacterized. Lineage: Eukaryota; Fungi; Ascomycota; Sordariomycetes; Sordariales; Chaetomiaceae. The transcript has a single exon. The record is from RefSeq and is a predicted model, not a curated record. The coding region runs from base 1 to 507 and encodes 168 amino acids.